AUGACUGUCCGCUUCAAGAGUCAGAGUGAAUAUCAGAAGAGCUACAGGGUCUCCCGCUCCAGAAGUGUGUCUCCUCAGCGUUACGCCCCGUGGGCCGGCCUGCGCUCCGACCAGAUGGGUACGUACCCCAACCUCAUCAAACGUUGUCUGACAAUGCUCCAGAUACAGUCAGCUGGGAAGUCUGUAUCAGCAGAGAACCCGGCCUUCAGCACAGGAAGAGGGUCGGUCCUGCUGGUCCUGCUCAGUCCCGAACCUUUCUGCUCCAUCCACCAGAUCCACAGCAGUCUGUCACUGAGCCGACCGUUCAUGCACAGAGAACAGCGCCUCCUGCUGCCUCCAGGAGCCGUUCAGCCCACAGGAAGGAGCCGUCCCGGGAACCAAGACCUCCAAUGCCAACACCUGGAUCACGGACAGAACCAGCAUAUCUUGCAGAUCGUGAACCUCCUGCAGGACCACGACGUGCUGCAGAUCCUGAAGCAAGAACUUCUGGAAAAUCUUCCCCGCCCCUCUAAAGGUGACAGCCAACCACAGCUCAGCAGCCCCGUGACCUCAGCACCUGAUGGACUGCAGCCCUCGGCCAAUGAGGAGGUGGAGCUUGCUCUGCGGAGGAGGGCGGGGCUGAGGUCCGGAGGUCAAAGGUCAGGGAGUCACAGGACAGAGUACAACAGACAGUUCAGCUGGAAGAGGCCUGUAGCUGCUGCUUCACCUUUACUGACUGCAGAACAGGUGCUUUACUCCAGCAGCAGGUCUGUCUCCCCCUUGAAGAAGAACCCUGUUUCCAUGGCAACAGAGUACCAGCAGAACUUCCAGGGUCUGCUCCCACCGGCCAGACCUCGCCUUCGGAAACAUCUGGAGCAUCAGAGAGUCCCACUGUUUUACACACACACGAGCAACAAAAAGAGGAGGGAGGAGUCGGAGAAGCUGCUCCGUCCAGACCAGACCCCCAGCCCUCAGAGAGAAAACACCACGCCCCCUCCUCCACGGAUUCAGAGAGGUCACAGGAUCCCCGAAGAAGGCGGAGAAACGGACGCCGACGCCCCUCAGGUGAAGGAGUUGAGUGAGUUGAGGCAGAGAGCGUCUGCGUACCGCCGUCGAGCUUGGGGAACUAACUUCUCCAGAGAUCACCUGAGCCAGCUGCUGUCUGAACACAACGCUCUGUGGGAGCCGACAGACACCACAGACUCUCCCACUCAGCCCACGACCCCCAGUCUGUCCUGCAACCUCAGUCACGACCAGGACAGCCGCAGCUCUGCCUGUGUGGAGGCCCUGGACCUGGCCAGCCGCUCCAGUAGCUGCAGUCAGAGGUCGUCUGCUGUGGCGUCAGGUGACGUACGGCGAACAAACAAAAAGAAAAACAGAAACACACUAGCUCUUCCAGGUCCUGCUGCUGACAGGAGUUUGCCCGAGGAGGAGGAAGAAGAAUGCACACAGGAGGAGGAGGGAAGGUUACCGACUCCCAAGCUGAAGACGCGGCCUGUUCAGAGGACUCACCAUGAUGUCACCACACCUGUCGCAGGAGGCGCCAUACUGGUAGGUAAGAUGAGAAGCUCCGAAGACGCCGACCUGCCCGUCACACGUAAGGAGGCGUGGCAAGACAACCACCCCACCCGCCUGUUCUCCUCUAGCCCCGCCCUCAACCACAAACCAGCCUCCAGCCCGCCCUCUAAACCAAUCAGGACCAAGCAAACGCCUUAUUCCCCGGUAGCCCCGCCCCCGCCGGGCCCGACCCUGCAGCACUGUAUCCAAGGCACGCUGAGGCACCCCGACUUCCAGCACAACGGUGAGUUGGGUUUGAGGUUCAGGGAGCUUCAGUGUUCAGGAAGCGGCUGCGGCUCUGAUGAAGACGACCGUCUCUCAGUGAUGUCGUGGCGCUCAGCAGCUUCCUGCUCCAUGGCGUCGGGCGUCCUGGAGCGCGCUCAGAAGAGACGGGAGAACUUCUGGGGGAAGAGAUGACGCCGAGCCGGGCCGCUGCCGUC
Scomber scombrus (Atlantic mackerel) is the source of this 1976-nucleotide messenger RNA. RefSeq names its product Mdm1 nuclear protein (gene saxo6). Gene Ontology annotation, molecular function: microtubule binding. The record is from RefSeq and is a predicted model, not a curated record. Gene Ontology annotation, biological process: negative regulation of centriole replication. The transcript has 16 exons. The coding region runs from base 1 to 1953 and encodes 650 amino acids. Lineage: Eukaryota; Metazoa; Chordata; Actinopteri; Scombriformes; Scombridae.